CCGCUCACUCCACUCACGAGCAAUGAGCAGCGAACUGCCGCCGGCGGCGGCGACUGCGCCAGCGAAACCUCCGUUGAUCCCCGCUGCCGCCGCCACCACCACCACCACCCUCGCCACCGCUGGCGACGGAACCACAACCAUAUCCUCGCUCGGCCAAGACCAGCUCCUCGAGAUCUUCCUCCGGCUGCCGAACCUGCCGGCCCUCGUCCGCGCCGCGCUCACCUGCCGCUCGUGGCUCGGCGCCGUCCGCUCCUCCCGGCGCUUCCGCCGCCUCUUCCGCGCCCUCCACCCGGCGCCCCUCCUCGGGAUCUUUCUCGAGGUCGACAACACCACCGCCCCCUCCUUCGCCCCCCUGCGCCGCUCAGAUCCGGACGUCUCCGCCGCCCUCCACCGCGGCGACUUCUUCCUCACCUCCCUCCCGCCGGACGACGGCGCGCGCACGUGCUGGACCGUCACGGACUGCCGCGACGGCUACAUCCUCAUGUGGAACUCGCUCUGGGCCGUGGCCGCGGUGAAUCCCAUGACCUGGGCUGCGGACAUCAUCUCGCUGCCCGACGAUGUCGCGGUCGGGAGCCUCACCGGCUUCGUUUUCCUUGGCUUCCAUCUGCUGUGUCCCGAGGGGAGCUCCAGGUCGUUCGGCGUGGUCUGCGUCGGCGCCGACGUGUCUAGGGUUCGCGCCGCCGUCUUCUCGUCGGCGACGAGGGAUUGGGUCGUCCACCCGUGGGUGGAAAUCGGCGGUGAGUACGGCCUAAAUUACGGUGCUGGGGCGCUGGUGAAUGGCUCUGUUUACUGCCCUUUCUAUGAGGACAGACGUGUGAUUAGGAUAAACACAGCCACCAUGGAUGUCUCCUCUCUGGAUCUGCCCUCAUUACCCUCAUGGAUAAUUGAUUACGGGCAGGUCGAUUUCAUCGUUGGGGACACUAAGGAUGGAGAGCUCUGCAUGCUAUAUGCAUCUGAUGAUUUUCACCUCCAUGUUUGGAUCCGUGGUGUGGACGGUGAUGGAAUUGGGGUUUGGGUGCAGCAGCUCAUACCCUCUUUGAGCGCACAGAUUGAGCGGACGACCGGGGAAUCGGAGGGCAAACUCAGAGUUGUGCAAGCUAGGUCUGGAUGUGUGUACUUGUACAUGACAUGCAUAACCCCUGCUGGCAGACAACGCAGCUGGUUAUUCUACCAUUCAUUGGGGACCACGGAGGUUGAGUUACUGAUCCAUGGGACAUUUCAUGACCGUGCCUAUCCGUAUAUUAUGGCCUGGCCUCCGUGUUUGAUUGGUGAUGAUGAGGGCACUGGGCAUGAAGUUGAAGGUUCUCACUGAAAUCUGCAGCUGUUCGUCGUAUGCGGAAAUGAAUGUAAAGUUGUCGCAACAGCAGCAGCAGCAGCAGCAUGGGAGAUUUACGUGUAAGCUGCAAGGUUGUCGUGCUCGGUGUCGAACGCAUUCAUGUUGACUGAUCAUGGAAAGUUGGGAAUCAAAUCAUGCAUUUGAUUUGAUUGGUUUGUAUGAAGAAUGUAUUGCCAGAUUGUCUCAGGUAGUGAGUGGUCAAUGCUUAGAUGAUAUAGUGAGCCUGCUGCUUUGCCAAAUAUCAUGAAUCGUGUAAUCUACUGUCGUUUCAGAACAUUCGGUUAUAUAGCAAGUUCAAGCUUCAGUA
Triticum dicoccoides is the source of this 1643-nucleotide messenger RNA. RefSeq lists its product as uncharacterized. NCBI's taxonomy places the organism in Eukaryota, Viridiplantae, Streptophyta, Magnoliopsida, Poales, Poaceae. Gene Ontology annotation, molecular function: protein binding. The record is from RefSeq and is a predicted model, not a curated record. The coding region runs from base 23 to 1312 and encodes 429 amino acids. The transcript has 2 exons.